Messenger RNA from Penicillium atrosanguineum, 1188 nucleotides. Its product is annotated as putative mitochondrial carrier protein. Gene Ontology annotation, biological process: mitochondrial L-ornithine transmembrane transport. The record is from RefSeq and is a predicted model, not a curated record. The transcript has 4 exons. The coding region runs from base 1 to 1188 and encodes 395 amino acids. Lineage: Eukaryota; Fungi; Ascomycota; Eurotiomycetes; Eurotiales; Aspergillaceae. Gene Ontology annotation, molecular function: L-ornithine transmembrane transporter activity.
AUGAAUCCCAUCUUCCUCGAGCCGCACUUGACCGAACCGGGCCCUCGGAGAAAGUCUCGCAAUGAUGCUGCCACUGGGGUGUCCGCCGCCGGCGUCCGCGCCCUCAGUGCGCAGAUGGUGGCUUUUUACUUCCGGGCACCGAUCAAAGCCUUCUUCCGUACUCGAGUCGAUAGUUACAUGGCAUUUGCAAGAGCUGUGAACCCGCGCGUCGCUGAGGGGAAAUGGUCAAUCCAUACUACUACACCAGGGCUGUUACUCCAUGCCGUCCGGACAUAUGGCUGGCAGUUCAUACCGAAUCAAGUCUUGCCUCCUCUCCUAGCGAAUGCUCUUGUCGGCGCCGUUCUUUAUACUUCCUAUCUCCAAGUCCUGGGCGCCCUUCAUGAACCCGUGUCUCAGGGAGCCAAGCGAAUUUGGCCUCCUGCACCUCCCUCUGCAACUUUCACAGCCGGUUUUGCGGCCGGCACUAUUCAAUCUAUCAUUGCGGCCCCAUUAGAUGCUUUGCAGGUUCGACUUCAAACCAGCGACAUGCUAGAGGGCCAAUAUCGGAGUAUGUGGCAUUAUGGACAUCAUAAACUUAAACAAAUCGGUCUGCGAGGCGUCUUCGCCGGCUGGAGCCUGUCUUUCAUGCGCGAUUCGCUCGGUUACGCCGUCUUCUUCUCCUCGUUUGAAUACGUCAAGUCUCAAUCGUAUUACUCUUACAUCACCUGGUACUACGGAUCCUUGCAUUCUAAUCAUCUGGAUAUGCUACCAUCAUCCGGCUCUAGUGACCGUGGCGUCCCUCUCAUCAAACCACAUUAUGCGCUGGAGCCGUGUUUCCUAAUGAUGGCCGGCGUGGUAGCGUCGGUGGCACAGCAAGCCAUCCAGCACCCAUUGAGCAGAGUCCAGGACCUACACCUGGGACGGUUAGAAUACCUUGACCACCAGGCGAACCUCGACCACUCGCGGAAGCAGAUGCUACGAUUAUACUAUCGCGCCUAUCAGGAGACUUGGAAACGUUGCGAACGCAAGGCCAUGCGAGCUGGGGGUUGGCGACCUUGGCUAUUCCGCGGGUUUGCGAGCAGCGCCAUUCGCCAAGUGCCUAGCACAAGUGCCGGCCUGGUGAUCUUCGAACUUGUGCGCCGGCGAUAUGCGAGUCAGGACGAUACCGUGCACAUUCAAAAGGACGGAUACGACAUCCUUCUUGCCUAA